Tribolium madens (black flour beetle) is the source of this 3397-nucleotide messenger RNA. RefSeq names its product U2 snRNP-associated SURP motif-containing protein. The record is from RefSeq and is a predicted model, not a curated record. Gene Ontology annotation, biological process: RNA processing. NCBI's taxonomy places the organism in Eukaryota, Metazoa, Arthropoda, Insecta, Coleoptera, Tenebrionidae. Gene Ontology annotation, molecular function: RNA binding. Gene Ontology annotation, cellular component: nucleus. Bases 235 to 3099 code for a protein of 954 amino acids. The transcript is spliced from 11 exons.
UGAUUUAAUUUGUUGUUUUGUUAAGCCUAGUUAAUGAAUUUUUUGCAAAAUUGCUAACGCAGUGUCACCACUCCCUCAGAAAGUGCAAAACAUAAAUUCCCUAGGAACACCAGUGUGUUAUUAUUUUUUCAUCUCCAGAAGUUAAAUAAUUAUAUUAUGACUAUUAUUACGUUUCCUUCAAUAUUAAUUUGUUAAAAUCGUUUUGUGCAGUGUCUGGCGGAAACUACAGCGAAAAUGGGUGAUAAAAUAAAGAAUAUUCCUGAGCAAAAAUUAAAAGCUUUUUCGAUCGGUACAAUGGGGAAAAGGACACUAUCUAAGAAAGAAUUGGAGGAACAACGGAAAAAAGAAGAGGAAAGGGCUGCGGCUCAUGUUUUUGAGGAAUUCGUCGCUACUUUUCAAGAGUCUCCCAUUAGUAGUUCUAGUAAAGUGUGGGUUAAAGCGGGGACUUAUGAUGCGGGAGCGAGAAAGGAAGACACUAAGGAUAAGGGGAAGUUGUAUAAACCUCAGUCUAGACUAGCCCCAACUGAAUUAAUGGCAUCAACUGAAAAAGCACAAUUUUAUGCAAAAUUAAUAUCGGAUAAAAAGCCUGAAAGAUUAGGGAAAAAGAAACAACACACGAAGAGCAACCUAGAAGCGUUUAAAGAGGAAUUAAGACAAAUUCAAGAGGAGCGAGAAGAAAGACACAAGUACAAAGGGGUCCUACGGACCCCAAUGGAGUCAGAACUGGACAUGUUUUUACGGAGUGGUGACUUGGGGUCAUUUGAUAACGGUGAUCCCACUACCACGAAUCUUUACCUUGGUAACCUAAACCCUAAGAUAACUGAGCAACAAUUAAUGGAAAUUUUUGGUCGUUACGGCCCCCUUGCUAGUAUUAAAAUAAUGUGGCCCCGGUCCGAUGAGGAGAAGGCCCGUGGUCGCAAUUGCGGGUUUGUUGCUUACAUGAGUCGCAAAGACGGCGAAAGGGCUCUUCGUAAUUUAAACGGCAAAGAAAUCCUCGGCUAUGAAAUGAAGCUAGGAUGGGGAAAAUCGGUAAUAAUCCCUCCACACCCCAUUUACAUCCCUCCCGCGCUCCUUGAGUUGUCGUUUCCGCCCCCACCGUCAGGUCUACCCUUCAAUGCGCAACCCUGUGCCAGAGACAAAGACGUUUUGCCCAAAUCGGCGGAGGAACUUAACGAAAUUUUGACACGAAGCGUCGUCAAAGUUGUUAUUCCAACCGACAGGAAUUUGUUAAUGUUGAUACAUCGAAUGGUCGAGUUUGUGGUGCGGGAGGGCCCCAUGUUGGAGGCCAUGAUCAUGAACAGGGAGAUACACAACCCGAAUUACAGGUUUCUUUUUGAAAAUCAAAGCCCGGCACAUAUCUACUACCGGUGGAAACUCUACUCGAUCAUGCACGGGGAUUCCCAGAAGGAAUGGAGCGUGAAAGAGUUUCGGCUUUUCAAAAGUGGCUCAAUUUGGAAGCCCCCACUUAUGAAUUCUUACACUGCCGGAAUGCCUGAUGAAUUGGUUAACGACGAUGAGGGGAAAGAAAACACGAAGGGGUCACUCUCAAACACCCAACGUGACCGAUUGGAAGACUUGAUAAGGUCAUUGACCCCAGAGAGGAGCAAAAUCGGGGAGGCUAUGGUUUUCUGCAUUGAGCAUAGUGAUGCCGCUGAGGAAGUCGUCGAGUGUAUCACUGAAUCACUAUCAAAUGCUUCGACUCUUAUCACUAAGAAAAUUGCAAGACUUUAUCUAGUUUCCGAUAUUUUGCACAACUGUGGUGUAAAAGUCAACAAUGCGUCCUACUAUCGCAAAGCAUUCGAGUCAAAACUCGUAGAUAUAAUGACAGAAGUGAAGAAAUCCUACGAUAAGUUGGAGGGGAGGUUGCAGGCUGAGGGUUGCAAGUUGCGAGUUUUGAGAAUAUUGCAAGCUUUGGACGAUUCGAUUUAUCACAAAGAUUACGUUAAUAAAUUACGAACCAUUUUCUUGGGUAUUAAAGAACCGGUGAGGGAACCAAAUGAUCAAAUGAUCGAUUUAAUGUCACAUUUGUGUUGUCAGGAACCUAAAGAAGAUCCAGUUGUUGAGUCAAAUAUUGAUAUAGAUGGCGACCCCUUGCAAGACCAGCCUGAGACCGACGAUGAUGUCCCAAUGGACGGAGCAACGUUGCUUAAAAGUGCAAUGAAACGUUACAAAAACACCACAAUUUCAAAUGAUGAUAUCGACGGGAAGGAAAUUGUUGAUGAUCCUAAUGAUGUUGUGCUCCCUCAGAAGAAACCAGCGGUGGCGCCUUUGUCAGGUUUCAUCAUGUCAAAGUGGGAAACAAUCGAUCCUGAGCAAGUUGAAGCGCAAGCUAUGACUACAAGUAAGUGGGAUUUGUUGGGAAGUAGUGCUGAUCCUAGUCAAGAUGGUUCCUCAAAUGAUAAGGAAGAUUCCAUUGAUUAUACCGAUACGAGAAAUAUGACAGAAGAAAGAAGAAACAAAUUGAGGGAAAUUGAAGUGAAAGCUGUACAAUACCAAGAUGAGUUAGAGUCGGGCCAAAGGGCUUUGAAGACUGGAUGGACAUUACCCCAACAAGUGGAACACUAUAGAAGAAAGUUGUUGAAGAAAAGUGAAAAAGAAAGGAAAGACAAAGAUCCGAAAAGUGACAAACAUAAGAAAGAUGACCGGAAAGAAGACAGUUCAGAGGACGAGUUAUAUUAUAAAGAACUUAAAUCUAGAAAAUCAAAAAAACUCUCGCGCAGCUCUUCAAGUGGUUCAACAUCGAAACACAGGUCAAAAAGCCGUUCGCCACCAAGGAAGAAAAGUUACCGAGGACCGAGUCCUCCCAGCCCCCCUCAUAUCCGACGCCAGUCUCCCUCCUCCUCCUCCCGCUCCCGCAAGUCCAAAGAUUCCCUCUCUCCGAUUGGUUCAUCUAAUGGUAAAUAUGGUUCACCUGCUCGUGUUGCGAAAAGUCGGCGUUCACCGUCACCUUCACGUACAAAAAGUAGUCGUAGGUCUUCUUCUCCUCGAAAUCGUAGAUCUCCUUCGCCUAGAAGUCGUCGGGGGAGUACGUCACCUUAUCGGUCGAGGUACCACUCGCCGGAAUCAUCAAGAAAGCAUCGACACAAACACAAAUACUGAGGAAUAUUUUAUUACAAUAAGGGAUUUCAUCAAUUUUAUGGAGGUUUGAACACACGCUCAAUAACAUUGAAAGAAGUUUUCUAUUUACUUCCAAGUUGGUUUUGUCAUUGUUUAGGUUUAAUUUUAUGUUUCACUAAGACGGAUUUGUAUGGUUCUUUUUAUGUAUAUUUUUGCCUUCUAUCAGUCAACUCUAUACUUGGCUCUUUUUAGUAAGAAAUGGACUAUUUAAUUUUUUUUUUGUUUUUUUACGUAAUGCAAAUCCAACACAGAAAAUGAAUAAAUAAAAUCGCUUGAAAAA